AUGAAUAAUCCAUUUUAUCUUCUCUUCAAAGCCGCCAGAGCCAUUAUGCUUCUGCAUUUUCUUCUUCUCUCUCCAGCCUCCUGUUUUAGCACUCAUUCUCUCCGGGGCCUUUUAUUUGAGGAGAAAACCAGGCUGGGAUCCACGCCGCCCAGCUGCCACAACAAGUGCAACCAGUGCCAUCCAUGCAUGGCGGUCCAGGUGCCUACAAUACCCAGCCACGAUCGGGUCGAAACGGGCAUGACCCGAUCCUUCCCAAUGAUGUUCUUCGACCCAUCUCAUCCGGGUACCAACAACAAGUACUCCAAUUACAAGCCUCUGGGUUGGAAAUGCCACUGUGGUGAUCACUUCUUCAACCCUUGA
This is a messenger RNA of Prunus armeniaca (apricot), 360 nucleotides long. The record is from the annotation of a GenBank genome assembly. Lineage: Eukaryota; Viridiplantae; Streptophyta; Magnoliopsida; Rosales; Rosaceae.